Caenorhabditis briggsae is the source of this 3072-nucleotide messenger RNA. It is a transcript of the gene Cbr-rev-1, whose product is annotated as Protein CBR-REV-1. NCBI's taxonomy places the organism in Eukaryota, Metazoa, Nematoda, Chromadorea, Rhabditida, Rhabditidae. The transcript has 10 exons. Gene Ontology annotation, molecular function: deoxycytidyl transferase activity; damaged DNA binding; DNA-directed DNA polymerase activity. Gene Ontology annotation, biological process: error-free translesion synthesis; error-prone translesion synthesis. The coding region runs from base 1 to 3072 and encodes 1023 amino acids. The record is from RefSeq and is a predicted model, not a curated record. Gene Ontology annotation, cellular component: nucleus.
AUGCUUUCUCCAGACCCAUUUGCUGAUUGCCAAGAUCAUGAUGACUCUUUUGAAAACUUUCUGCCGACUCCCUCAACUUCGAGAAGGCGAAGUGAGGCCAUAGUGUUAUCAGAAGAAGAUUCUUUGGAUGGAUUGAUAGGAAGUGAACAAGUAACAGUAAUCGAAAACGUACCAAACGAUACGAUUUUAAAAGAACAAGAAGAUGAUGAUUCUGGAGAUGAACAAGUCAAUUUAGAUGAUACUAUAACUCGUAUGUUGGAAUCAAGUGAUGAGGAAGAAGCAGAUAUAGAAGUGGAGCCGCAAAAUGAUGCACUUGCCAAUCUUUUGAGGUCUUUCACAGAAGGAACGACAAAAAGAGGGCAUGCAGAGCAAGAAGAAGAAAGGGAAGAUGAUCCCAAUAUGAGCAUAGACGUUUUUGGAGACUUGAUGCAAAAUAAGCCAGAAGAAGAGAAAGAGGAAGAAGAAGAAACACAAGUGUUGCCAAAUUCUCGAAUGAUUCCUGUACAUUUGCCAAAUCAAAAAGAGGCGAUCACUAGAAAACGACGAUGCGAACCUUCUGAGCCAUCAACUUCCACGGCUCCUCUUGGCACAGAUGGUCCUGUUGGAGUCGUCAGUUCAGAUACUGGAGAAUACUGGAAUCAACCGAAAACGAUAACUGUUCAUGGGCAAAAUUUUGAAAUCAACAGUUUUAACGAUUAUAUGAGGAUGAAGAUCACAAAACUCAAUCAUCAGGUGAACAGUGAGAAGUCGAAACCAUACGAAAAAGUAUCUGAAACGUUGAAAGGAUAUUCCGUUUUUGUAAACGGAUACACAGAACCCCCUGCACUCGUCAUUCGAGACCUUAUGAUGGCUCAUGGAGGAGAGUAUCAUUGCUACUAUCAGCACGGAAUCACCACCUAUACAAUAGCAUCAUCCAUCGCAACUGCCAAGGUUAAUCGAAUUCGAGAAAAAGAGAUUUUCAUUAGGGCUGACUGGAUUACUGAAUCAAUAGCAGCUGGAAAGCCACUCGAUUAUCGAGAUUUCUUAAUAUACGAAAAAGGGGCUCAAGAAAAAGGACAAAUGCAACAAUUUCUGAGGUCUUCCAACGAUAAACCAAUUGAGACAUCAUCGACGUCCUCUUCUUCUGGAUUUCUGGAUGCUCGAAAUCCCAAUUUUAUUCGAGAUUAUUAUGCAAGGAGUCGGUUACAUCUCAUCUCAACUCUCGCUCAAGACAUGAAAGAUUUCGUGGCAAAUUUAAAGUUGGAAGGAAAACUAACAGCAAAGUGUUUCCUAGAAAACGAAUUAGCUGAAAUGGGUAGAAAACUGGGAACAGGAACAGGAAUUCAAACGAAUACUGUAUUCCACGUGGAUUUGGAUUGCUUCUUUGUCUCGGUUGCAGUUAGAGAUAGAGUGGAUUUAAGAGAUAAGGAAGUGGCUAUUACGCAUAGCAAAGGAACCAUCUCAAAUAGUAUGAGUGAAGUGGCAUCGUGCAGCUAUGCAGCUCGUAGCUGCGGUGUCAAAAAUGGAAUGCUGGUGAGAGACGCGCUUCAAAAGUGUCCCCAACUCACUCUCCUACCCUAUCAAUUCGAUGACUACAUCCAAGUUAGCCGUCAGAUUUAUGAAAUUUUGGCCAGCUAUACAUUGGAUUUGCGAGCAGUGUCUUGUGAUGAGAUGUAUAUAAACAUGAGCAGCUUGUGUGAAAAAUACGGUAUAAGUGAUCCAACAGCUUUCGCAGACCACAUUCGGAAAGUGAUACGAGAGAAAACAAGGUGCCCAGCAAGUGUUGGAAUCGGAUCAACGAGUUUAUUGGCCCGUCUAGCAACAAGACACGCAAAACCGGAUGGAGUAUUCUGGGUCACAGAAGAGAAGAAAACCGAAUUCAUGUUAGAAGAAAAGGUCAGAGACCUUCCAGGACUUGGUUAUGAAAUGAUGAAUAGGCUCACUUCAUUUUUUGGAGAGAUCACGACAUGUAGCCAACUUCAACAAAGAACAGAAAGAGAACUGAUUCCAGUUUUUGGACCGAAACUUGCUACAAAAGUAUUCAAUCAGUGUCGUGGAACUGAAGAAGAUCCAGAAAAUUUUUGGAAGACGCAUGUUAGAAAAUCAGUUUCUUGUGAUAUUAAUUAUGGGAUUCGGUUCAAAAAGAAAGAAGAAGUAUUGCAACUGAUGACAGCAAUUGGCGCAGAACUGGAACGGAAGCUUCUUGAUUGUAAAAUGAGUGCAGGAUCUAUAACAUUGAAAUUGAUGGUCCGAUCUGCUGAUGCUCCAGUUCAAACGUCAAAGUUUAUGGGUCAUGGACGCUGCGAUACUUUUACAAAAACCUGCAAUAUUUCUGUAUCCACCACCAAAGGCAAAAUCUUAACAUCGGAAUGUAUGAGACUUUACGCAAAAGUUUCUCCGAAUACAGAAGACCUUCGGGGAGUUGGAGUGACUUGUGGAAAACUGAAAAGCAAAUUUAGAAAAGAUGCAGCAAGUGUAGUUCAGGAAAUGUUUGGAAAAGGAAAGAGAGAUCCAAAUGCUGAUGAUCCUAUACAGAAAAAACCAAUCGAAUUAGAGGAAGAUGAUGACAGGCACAUGCGGAACAAAGUGGUGAAUAUUCCAUCCACGUCAAAUCAGAAUCAGAAAACAAGGAACAUAGCACAUCCGACAGAUGUGCGGAUAGCGAAUGAAAUAACUCUUCCGGGAUUGAUAAAGCUAUCAAAAUGCUACAUAAAGAAAUCAGUAAAGACCUAUGAAGAUGUAGAAGACGAGGAAUUGGAAGAGAAGUGUCUGGCAGAAUUAGGAACUUUCCUUCAGGAUGCGCCAGCUAAACAUAGUGUUCUGGGUGUCUUAGAAAUUCUGGAGGAGCUGCUCAACGCAGGAAAGCUAUCAACGUUUCAAUCUGUAUUUCGAAAAUUUGAAGAGAUGUCAAUGAAUUCGACUACUUACCACGUGGAUUGGUUUGCCGCCUUCCAUUCAUUGGUGCCGCAUAUCAAAGAAACAUCGGAACGUCUUCUCGAAUUUCCAGUAGAUGUACUACAAAAUGUGAUAGGAAAGUUAGGAACCACGGCGACUGGUACUGCUGAAUCUCAUCUGAAACCAACUGCACCUUAA